Messenger RNA from Mugil cephalus (flathead mullet), 2931 nucleotides. It is a transcript of the gene sh3bp1, whose product is annotated as SH3-domain binding protein 1. The transcript is spliced from 18 exons. Gene Ontology annotation, cellular component: cytoplasm; cytosol; intracellular anatomical structure. Gene Ontology annotation, molecular function: GTPase activator activity; protein binding. Gene Ontology annotation, biological process: regulation of Rac protein signal transduction; regulation of actin cytoskeleton organization; positive regulation of GTPase activity. Lineage: Eukaryota; Metazoa; Chordata; Actinopteri; Mugiliformes; Mugilidae. The record is from RefSeq and is a predicted model, not a curated record. The coding region runs from base 256 to 2481 and encodes 741 amino acids.
UGCGCUAGAUGUGACUUAAGAGCACGCUCCCUGAAACAAGAACGAAAACUGAGAGCCAGAACACGCACACGCACUAAACAAACACGCUCAACAAACCACACAGAGGGAGGCAGAGCGACCCGUCCGUACCCUCUGUUCCUGAUGAAGUGACACAGCUGGAGGCUGGGUUGGACGCUUUGGGAGCAGAAUACCUUGGGGGUGCUGAGCGGGACGGAGAGGGUCAGGUAGAAUAGCUGGUUGGACUCCACUGGCACUAUGCUCCGACAGUCUCUGAGCCUCCUGAAGCAGCUGGGCUCUACAACAAGGUCACAAGAUGCCACUGAUCUCCUACACGAGGACCUGGUUUUGGUGGAGCAGCGGGUGGAACCGGCCAAGAAGGCGGCUCAGGUCCUCCACAAGAAGCUGCAGUCCUGCAUGCAGAGUCAGCCGGGGCUGGAGGCCGAAAAGCGAAUGAAAAAGCUUCCUCUGAUGCUGCUGUCAGUCAGCAUGGCCGAAAGCCUCAAGGACUUCGAUGCAGAGUCAUCAAUCAGGAGGGUGCUGGAGAUGUGCUGUUUCAUGGAGAAGAUGUUGGCCAACAUGCUGGCAGACUUUGAGAUGAAGGUGGAGAAGGAAGUCCUGGAGCCGCUCAACAAGCUCAGCGAGGAUGAUUUACCAGAAAUCCUCAGGAACAAGAAACAGUUUGCAAAGCUCACAAUGGACUGGAACAAUGCGAGAAUGAGGAGUCAAACCAGCACAGGUCCCCAGGCUAAACAGGAUGGGCUAAGGGAGGAAGUGGAAGAAGCUAGAAGGAAGUUGGAGAGCAUCAAGGACCAGUAUUCUGCAGACCUAUAUCACUUUGCAACUAAGGAAGACGACUAUGCUAACUACUUCAUCCGUCUUCUUGAGCUGCAAGCAGAAUACCACAAAAACUCACACCAGUUCCUGGACAAAAAUAUCAACGAGCUCAAAGAGAAUCACAGCGAGAAAGGGCCGCCGAUAAGCUCCUCCAGCCAGAAGGUCUACGGGGAGCCUCUGCUCUCACAUCUGUCGAAGAGCAACAGGGAAAUCGCCGCGCCCAUCCAGGAGUGCAUUCACAUGCUGCUUAGGACGGGCAUGAGGGAGGAGGGUCUGUUCCGUCUGGCAGCAGCAGCCUCCGUGGUGAAGAGGCUGAAGACCUGUCUGGAUCAAGAGACGGUGGACCACAGUGAGUUCAGCAUGGACCCUCACGCUGUCGCUGGCGCUCUGAAGUGUUACCUUCGAGAACUUCCAGAGCCUCUGAUGACAUUUGAACUCUACAGUGAGUGGUUUAAAGCAGCAGGGGAAAAAGACCUGCCAGAGAAGCUGGAGCAGUUCCGGAUACUGCUGAAGAAACUGCCACCAGAAAACUACAACAACCUCAGGUACCUGGUCCAGUUCCUGUCUCUGCUGUCUGAGCAGCAGGCUAUAAACAAGAUGACACCCAGUAACAUCGCCAUCGUCCUGGGGCCCAACCUGCUCUGGCCUCGAGCCGAGGGGGAAGCUGCUCUCUUUGACAUGGCGUCGGCUUCUUCAGUCCAGGUGGUGACGGUCAUCGAGCCUCUUAUUCAGAACAGCUCCAGCCUCUUCCCCGAAGCUGUGUCCUUUGAGAUCCCAGAGUUACCCGAGGCCCCAGAAGCUCCUGUCACCCAGUCGAUGUUCUCAGAAAAGGAGAGACUGAGCAGAACAGUGUCCUCCUCUUCAUCCACCUCAUCCAGCUCCUUUUUUCACCCGCCCCUUUCAAAGACAAGCAGCACGGCCUCUCAGGAGAGCGCUGGUUCAUUUCUGGUGAAAUCCGGAUCUGUGAACAGUCGCAGCGGCACGUCCACCUGGGGGAGCCCCGCAGUCGAGACACCGGCACCACCAGCCGAUGCAAACGUAACACCCAGAAGCUCGUCCUCCCUCGACCCGGGCCCCGUUAUGGCCCCCGACGCUGCAGCUGCAGACGGCUCGACAGCAAACCAGAUCCCAUCGCCUCUCCCUAGAGGUGCAGGAUCAACGGCAAACCCGGGCCAGGUGAAGAGCCCCACCCAGAAGCAGUGCUCUGACCAGAGUCAACUGGAGCCCAUUUUGGAAGCGCCACCAGAUUCCCCCAAGGCGUCACUGAAGAUCACGUCGCCGUUUAAACCGAAGAGAAUUUUCAACUCGAGCAAAGGUAACGAAGCCAGCGAGCAGGUGACAGUUCAUUUCUCCAAACCGAGAGCGCCACUGCCCCCCAAGGCCCAGGCCCCUCCGCCGCCAACCACUGCUCCGGCCCCCCAGCUGCCAACCGCUGCCCCGGCCCCCCCGCCGCCAACCACGACCCCGGCCCCUCUGCCGCCUAGUACGGCCCCAGCGACUGCCAACACUCGGCCCCGGCCCGCGCCCCGAUCUCAACCGAGCAUCCACAAGAAACCGGUGAAAAGGCCCAACCUCAAAGCCCCGAACUGCCCCCCACCACUCCCCCCGCCCACGGAUGCAAAAGAGGUUCCUUCUAUGGCGCAGUGAUCACAGUCACCGGUGGUUUCAUCGGUUGCGUCACUGGCUGGUUGAGAGCAGCAGAAACACCUCCGUUUGCAUCGUAUUGUCAGUGUGUGCUCUGUGGCGUCUUGAAGACUUGCAGCUUGACUAACUUUUGUUGUGUGUGUGUGUGUGUGUCUUCCCAGUGUAAUUUAUUUAUUUUGAUUACCUGUCGUCGCGGCAAAAGGACAAACAGACCAAUAAUAAAUGAAUUCCCCAAAGUUUUGCAAUGUUUUAGAGAGGAACUGUUCAAAAAUCUACAAGAAUAGUGCUCAUAUAUGCCAAUGAGAUAAUUUUGUUUUUUUUACUUUUCAUCUGUGUAGAUGAUUGUUCUUCACAGUGGCUGUGGGUGGAAUAUUCCUCUAAACCAACCAUAACUGCCUAGAAAGCAAUGUCAACAAUGUACACCUAAUUAAAAGCAUCUUUAUUUUCAAUUUA